Symbiodinium natans is the source of this 1416-nucleotide messenger RNA. NCBI's taxonomy places the organism in Eukaryota, Dinophyceae, Suessiales, Symbiodiniaceae. The record is from the annotation of a GenBank genome assembly.
AUGGACGACGAAGGCGUGCAGGAACACCUGAAGGAUGCAAUCCACGGUACGCUGAAGCUGAAACGGCUUCUCAGUGAGGAUGAAGACGCGUUUCAAUCGACUGGGGGCUCGCUCAAGAAGCGCAAGACAGUUGAAAGAUGUGGACCUGCGGAGCAGGCUAAUGUGACUCAUCUUCUGACAAAGUGGGGGGCCGAAGACGACGUGCUGUUGAGGCAUGUCCUCGAAGGCUUGAAGCUUGAAGAGCUGGAAGCAUUGAAUACUUCUGGCUACUUACCAGACAAAUUCAAUGCCUGGAAAUCUUGUGCCGACUUGACUGCGAUGCAUAUCGCUGGCAUGCGUGAACGCAAUACGGCUGGCGGCGGGCCUUUAGAUGCAAUCACAGCCUUCAGGUUCAACUGGAAGCUAGAUGGUACCACGGAUCCGCUGCUGAGAAAGUUGUGCCACAAGGAUUUGCGCUAUGUCCUCACACGCUAUGAUGGCUCGAAGGAUCUGCCAACCCUGAUCCAAGAAGCAGUCGAUUCAGAUCCGGAUGCGUCUUCAGAAGGAUCAGCAGUGCGAGCACCCGGAUGUACCGCUGUCGGCAGAUUCCAUCGUCUAGAGCUUAUUGAUCCAACAGCUGAUUCGGCCGUCUUCGGGGAUGCCAACUUGAGUUUUGCCUUGAAUCUUGCAAGGCAUCGAAAGGCCUUGGGUCAUGUCGGGCGCGUCAUCGCCACGACUUUCGAGUCUUUGGAAAUUCUGAGAGAGAGAUAUUCCGAAAUUGAUGAGACAAUUGCAGUGUUGGAGAAGCAUUUCGCCGAAGUCCACCAUGAGGUCGACUGCACGCGGAUAGCAGUCCACUCGGAGUUCAAAGACUUGGAGCGUUCCUUAGGGGCCGUCUACUACAACUUUCCACAUGCAGGAGCCGUCGGUGGGUUUUUUGAUGGCCAUCCACUGGUUAACUGGCGUCAUGAAAACUUGAUGCGGCUAUUCUUCAGAGCUUUGCGUGCCUACGUCAAGCCGGGAGGCAUCGUGAAGGUGGCAUCGAACCAGGGCGCUGUUGGGGUCCGGUACUCCUACAUCAUAUGUUCGGCAGCAGAAAACGAAUUUCGGCAUGUAGAGACCGUGCCAUUUCUUCAGUGGAGCUUACAUCGGUACGGCCGGUCAUAUGGAGAUCGUCGUGAUACUUACCGGCGACCCGAUGAGGGGGAGGGUUACAAUGUCCAGCGUGCGGACAAGGACAUGGUGUACACAUUCAAGUAUGAGCCCACUGGUCGCUCUUUACCUCCCCAAGAUAUUCGCAUGCCACCGACAUUCAAGACUAUCGAGGCAUGCCCAGAUGGAGCCUUUGAGGGCAUGAGUGGCGAGUCAAGGAAGAACCUGGCCAAGCAGCUGUACAAACGUUUCAUGCUGGAAUGCUCUGGCAUCCACGUGGGCUGA